AUGUCCGGUGGUGAUCGGGUGGUUCUUGACUUCUUGCAGCUGCAGACAGCUUGUCGAUUCGUUGGUUCAGGAGCAGACAUGGACAGAAGGAACAGAGCAGCUUCGUUGGUUGACACCUCUGCAUGCUUUUGCCGGGUGGACAGAUCAUCCGCCGCCGCCGCGGCGAGGAGAAUCCCGGUGUCCAAGGCGUGCGUGCAACCGAGCCUCAGGGCGUCCAUCCACCCGCUGAAGCCGCGGCCGAGCACAGGCGCAGACCGGAGCAGCCGCGGAGGGCAGUGCCCGCUGCUCCCGGGCCUUCCGGACGACCUCGCCAUUGCCUGUCUCAUCCGGGUGCCCAGAGCUGACCACUGGAAGCUGAGGCUGGUGUGCCGGAAGUGGUGCCGCCUGCUCGCCGGCAACUACUUCUACGGCCUCCGCCGGCGGCUCGGGCUCGCGGAGCAGUGGCUGUACGCCGUGAAGCGCGACGGCAGGGACGGGCGCGUGUCGUGGGACGUGCUCGACCCGUCGCGCGGCGCGUGGCGCGCGCUGCCGCCCGUGCCGCGCGAGUACGCGGAGGCCGACGGGUUCGGCUGCGCCGUGCUCGGCGGCUGCCACUUGUACCUGCUCGGCGGCAGGGACCCACGCAGGGGCGGCGGCGCCAUGCGCCGGGUGGUGUUCUACAGCGCACGGAGCAACCGGUGGCACCGCGCACCGGACAUGCUGCGCCGCCGGCAGUGCUUCGACGUGUGCGUCAUGGGCAACCGCCUGUACGUCGCGGGCGGCGAGAGCGGCGGCGGGGGAGGGCUCAGGUCUGCCGAGGUGUUCGACCCGGCCAAGAACCGGUGGUGCUUCGUGGCCGAGAUGGCCGCGCCGAUGGCGCCGUUCGUCAGCGCGGUGCACGGCGGGCGGUGGUACGUGAAGGGCAUAAGCGCGCAGCAGCAGCAGGUGCUGAGCCAGGCGUACUCCCCGGAGGCCGACGCGUGGUCCGUCGUCCUCGACGGCAUGGUCACCGGCUGGCGGAGCCCCAGCGCGUGCGUCGACGGCCGGCUCUACGCUGCCGACUGCAAGGACGGCUGCCGGUUGAGGGCCUACGACGAGGCCGCGGACGCGUGGACCACCUGCGUCGACAGCAAGCAGCACCGAGGGAGCUCCCAGGCGGCGGAGGCGGCCGCCAUUGUCGCCCUCCACGGAAGGCUCUGCGUCGUCCGCAACGACAUGAGCGUCUCGGCCGUCGACGUCGCGGCCGGGGCAGGAAACCAGCGGUGGCAGACCCUCGCCGGCAAAGCGCGUACCAAGAGCUUCGUCACGGGCCUGCUGUCCAACCUCGCUGGCCGCAGCCGCGCCAAGAACAACAUCCUCCACUGCCAAGUUCUUGAGGCCUAG
Molecule: messenger RNA, 1362 nt
Organism: Miscanthus lutarioriparius
Lineage: Eukaryota; Viridiplantae; Streptophyta; Magnoliopsida; Poales; Poaceae
Source: the annotation of a GenBank genome assembly